Molecule: messenger RNA, 19774 nt
Organism: Coregonus sp. 'balchen'
Lineage: Eukaryota; Metazoa; Chordata; Actinopteri; Salmoniformes; Salmonidae
Source: the annotation of a GenBank genome assembly
AUGUACAGCCCAGGUGGGAUUCUGGGAAGUGUCGUUUUUGGAUGGAUUGUGGGAUUUAGAGCCCAUAGUCUGGGAUUUCUGGCAAAGGAACCGGAGUGGGUGCCCUGUAAUUGUAGUGGUGUGGCUUUUCUUUAUGGCUUUGACAUGUGGUAAUGGGGAAAAGCUGCGUUUAUCCCACCACAGAAAAAAGGCAUUGUCCAAACAAUGUCAAAUGUCCACAAAGGACUUCUCCCUUCCCAUUACUCCAGACUUCUCCCUUCCCAUUACUCCAGACUUCUCCCUUCCCAUUACUCCAGACUUCUCCCUUCCUGUUACUCCAGACUUCUCCCUUCCCAUUACUCCAGACUUCUCCCUUCCCAUUACUCCAGCUCCUACGCAUCUUUUCCCUUUCAUAUUUGAAGGAAGGAAGGAAGGAAGGAAGGAAGGUGUGACAGACCUCUAUCAAAGACAUUUACAUGGGCAGGGUCUGGCUUGUCGUUGACCACUCUUAAUAGCGACGAUUGUUGACGUGCGACAAAGUCACUGGGUGCAACUGGACUUAAUUCGUCUUAAGUGCUUUUCUCUGUCAGCUGACAUUCACUCUGCGCUGCCUCUUUUCCAUUCACUUAUUAACUUCUAGUACUGUGUGCCGGCAGACAAGAGACAGACUCUAAUGGCUCUCAAAUUAAUAUUGCGGCCCCAUGACAGAAGCAGUGGAGUCCGUGGCAACAAGGCAUCGACAAGGCUUCUAAAUAAUGGGGAAACGCAGCGUACUCACCCAAUCCACCUCUACUCUCUCUCUCUCUCUCAUUUCAUUCCUGCCGUACCCUCUCCCUCUCCUCCUCCCCAUCUGUUUCUUCCUCCUCCCCCUGGCCAGGUGCAGUGUAGAUGUUGCUUGUCAAUAAUUUAAUAAGAGGGAGAGCUCUCUCCUCUUAACCAGGCGGAUGAAUUAUGAAUCGGGCAGAAUGGAGCGCCAAGGCUGCAGGGCUGUGUUUGGGCUUUUCUGAACAGGAAUGAUAAAAUAAUUGUAUAUAGAAGUAUGAAGACAAACAUUGUCUCGCACACAGCUUAGGUCCACAUUCAUGCAUGUUUGAUAAACAUGCAUUUGUAGCCAAAUGAAUAGCAUCUUUAUUUUCUGUGUGUAGAUAGGUUAUGUACAGUGGAUAACUGUGUUUGGGGGUAUGUUGUAGAUAGGUUAUGUACAGUGGAUAACUGUGUUUGGGGGUAUGUUGUAGAUAGGUUAUGUACAGUGGAUAACUGUGUUUGGGGGUAUGUUGUAGAUAGGUUAUGUACAGUGGAUAACUGUGUUUGGGGGUAUGUUAGCAGGUUUGUGAGAGGGAGUGCUGAGGCCCACAUACAUUUAUCAUAGGAGGGCUGUGGAGUAGAGCUGUAGCUGUGCGAUUGGAUAGCCAUUCCAGAGACAUGAUGCAUGGCUACUGAACCCCUUUGGGAAGAGGAUUCACUCAGAGUGGAACACACUGUAUGCUAUGCAGAUCUUGCAAUCGCCAGUUCUCUACACACACACACACACACACACACACACACACACACACACACACACACACACACACACACACACACACACACACACACACACACUUAAAUUCAUAUAUCCUUUUGUUUUACACAAAGAUACACAAUUCAUUUUCUCUCUCUCUCUCUCUCUCUCUCUCACACACACACACACACACACACACACACACACACACAUCAAAUUUAAAUUUCUCAGUAUAUCUCUUUAUAGAGCUUGUGUACACACUCCCAUACAUAUCACCAUUCUCCCUUUACAAGGACAGACGGGCAGAAUAGAAAAAUGAAGGUAGAAGAACGGCACAAAGAGAGGAGGGGGGGGAGGUGAGGGGAGUGGGGAGAAAGUGAGUGGGAGUGUACAAGCAGGAGCAAGGCUUAAGAGAGAAUGAACGACGUGACGGGACAUUGGAGGUAAAGAGAGCCGACUUGAGACCCUGGGAGAUAAAAGGAAGAGCGGUAGAUGAAGAAGGUCUGACACAUAGCAAAGUGGUGGAGAUGAAAGAGAGAGAUGGGGACUAAGGGAUUGGGGAAUGCAGAAAAGAGAGAAGGGAGCACUACUUUGACCUUGAGAUGAAGAGGAAAAGAGAGCGAGAGGGGGGAGAGCGAGUGGAGGGGCUGAACAGAAGGGAGGUAGAGGGGGAGAGAAAGGGAGAAGUGGAGAGCGAGAGAGCUAGCCGGCAGUCAGUGACAGCCAGUUGAGAGGAUCAGUCUGCUUAGUGUCUGUCCGAUCGACAGGAGAGUCGGGGGAAACAGCUGGAGGCACUCUGAGUGUGUGUGUGUGUGUGUGUCUAUCUGUGUGUGUCCCUUUGUGAGGUGUGUGUGUCUUUGUUCCUGCAUGGUGUGUGUUUAUUGAGUUUGUGCUCUGUCCAUAUUAGGGUGUGCCUUUUGUGUUUGUAUAGAAGCGAGGGAUGGGGAGAGAGAGAGGAAGGACAGAGGGAGACCAAGGUGAGUGGCAGAGAGUGAGGGAGAGAGCGAGAGCGCGGCAUGACCCUAGCUGCCACGACCUAAUCCUCUAGCGUGGACCAUUUGGCUGUGAUCAGUGUACCUGCAGAGCUAAUGGAUUCAGAUGUGGGAAGGGAAGCGCGAGGGAGGGAGAGGGGGAUGAAUGGGCCAGCUCACCGGAGGUCUGCUUGAAUAUGGCAGAGAUGUCAUAACUGCACAAUGCUCAUCACGGGUCAGCCACAUAAAGAGUGGCGGGCGGGAAAGGUGCCUUUGCUUUCGACUCAUUUCGUGUUCGACACAUUCUGGGCUAAAGUACACAGCAGCACUUUAUCCUCUUUCCUGCUUUCUUUUUUUCAUCUAUUUUGAAAAAAUAUAUAUAUACAAAAAGAACAGAGUGCCCACAUGCAGCUCACCCAUUCUCCCAGCUCACUCUGUAGUUUCUCUGCACCUGUGCCCUCCACACUCCUAGUACCGCCUCUGCAGGCCUUGGCUCCCUCUCUCCCUCUCUCUGUCUCCUCUCCAUCUUUUUCUUGCUCUCUCUCUCUCGUUCCCUCCCUCGUUCUCUCUCUCUCCAUCUCUCUUUCCAUCUUCCUCUCUCUCUCGCUCUCUCUCUCUUCAUUUUGGCUGCCUGACAACUCGGCCAGAACCCGUACCUGUUCUUUUGUCUCCAAUCCAGCCUGAAAUAACACGGCUCUUCGACAAGUGGCUCCAGCAGAGCGCCUCCUCCCUGAACCCUUGUUAUUCAUUUGUGUGCCUUCCCCCCUUGCCACUUUCACAUCGUUCUGGCAGAAAUAUCGGUAAUUACGCCUUUGCGCUUGACUAACUACAUUUUUGCUUGUUCGGAUUGUUAAAUGUCAAGGGUGCUCCACGUACAGAACUGAUCACGCUUUUUAAAUGAGCCAGACUCCAGGUUGUAAAGCUUCCUCUAAUAAUUUGUCUCAUUUCGACUGUUUUUUCGCUUCCCACAUUUCACUUUGGCCAACAUUGCUUUGAUGAAGUUCGGAAACAAAUCAGAAACACUGUACAUACGAGGUGAGCGUUAGUAAAAGCCAUCAGGCAGCAGGGGAAAUGUGCGUGUGUGAAAUCUGUAAUUGGCCCAGUGUGGAUAACACGACUGAUUAUGGCUGAGGUGUUAAUAAUUUUAUCUUUCCUGCUCACUGCUGCUUACAAGCCGGAAGAUGCAUGUGAUGUUGGCUCUGCAUGUAUUCCAUGGGCUCAAGUCUGCCUGUUAAAUGAGCCCUGUGACAAUAGGCUAUCGCUUACUCCUGGUUGCUUAGUGAUGUUAAUGAUCCCUAAUGAUUCCUGACUAAUGCAGGAAUGAUCAAGGAAUAUAUUUGAUAAAGAAUGUCUAUAUGAAUUGAGUAGACUUGAUAAGAGUGUCACAGGACUAUAGAAUAAAACAUAUACAGUACCAGUCAAAAGUUUGGACAUCUACUCAUUCCAGGGUUUUUCUUUAUUUUUACUAUUUUCUAUAUUGUAGAAUAAUAGUGAAGACAUCACAACUAUGAAAUAACACAUAUGGAAUCAUGUAGUAACCAAAAAGUGUUAAACCAAUCAACAUUUAUUUUAUAUUUGAGAUUCUUCAAAUAGCCACCCUUUGCCUUGAUGACAGCUUUGCACACUCUUGGAAUUCUCUCAACCAGCUUCAUGAGGUAGUCACCUGGCAUGCAUUUCAAUUAACAGGUGGGCCUUGUUAAAAGUUAAUUUGUGGAAUUUCUUUCCUUCUUAAUGCAUUUGAGCCAAUCAGUUGUGUUGUGACAAGGUAGGGGUGGUAUACAGAAGAUAGCCCUAUUUGGUAAAAGACCAAGUCUAUAUUAUGGCAAGAACAGCUCAAAUAAGCAAAGAGAAACGACAGUCCAUCAUUACUUUAAAACAUGAAGGUCAGUCAAUCCGAAAAAUUUCAAGAACUUUGAAAGUUUCUUCAAGCGCAGUCUCAAAAACCAUCAAACGCUAUGAUGAAACUGGCUCUCAUGAGGACCGCCACAGGAAAGGAAGACCCAGAGUUCCCUCUGCUGCAGAGGAUAAGUUCAUUAGCGUUAACUGCACCUCAGAUUGCAGCCCAAAUAAAUGCUUCACAGAGUUCAAGUAACAGACACAUCUCAACAUCAACUGUUCAGAAGAGACUGCGUGAAUCAGGCCUUCAUGGUCGAAUUGCUGCAAAGAAACCACUACUAAAGGACACCAAUAAUAAGAAGAAACUUGCUUGGGCCAAGAAACACAAGCAAUGGACAUUAGACUGGUGGAAAUCUGUCCUUUGGUCUGAUGAGUCCUAAUUGGAGAUUUUAGGUUCCAACCGCCGUGUCUUUGUGAGACGCAGAGUAGGUGAACGGGUGAUCUCCGCAUGUGUGGUUCCCACCGUGAAGCAUGGAGGAGGAGGUGUGAUGGUUUGGGAGUGCUGUGCUGGUGACACUCGUAUCAUUUGUUUUUCAACAGGACAACGACCCAACACACCUCCAGGCUGUGUAAUUGCUAUUUGACGAAGAAGGAGAGUGAUGGAGUGCUGCAUCAGAUUACCUGGCCUCCACAAUCACCCGACCUCAACCCAAUUGAGAUGGUUUGGGAUGAGUUGGACCGCAGAGUGAAGGAAAAGCAGCCAACAAGUGCUCAGCAAAUGUGGGAACUCCUUCAAGACUGUUGGAAAAGCAUUCCAGGUGAAGCUGGUUGAGAGAAUGCCAUGAGUGUGCAAAGCUGUCAUCAAGGCAAAGGGUGGCUACUUUGAAGAAUCUAACAUUUGUUUAAUACGUUUUUGGUUACUAAAUGAUUCCAUAUGUGUUAUUUUACAAUUUUGAUGUCUUCACUAUUAUUCUACAAUGUAGAAAAUAUUAAAAAGAAAGAAAAACCCUUGAAUGAGUAGGUGUCCAAACUUUUGACUGGUACUGUAUAUUUUUCAUGAUUUGACGGUCAAUACUGUCCAGUAAGAAGCAGGCCUAAUGAUUGGGGUUUCUCUGGUCUUCUUCUACAUAUGUCUGUCAGCCCGUAUUGAGCUGAAGCACAGCUCUCCUUCGUGAUACUGUCGAGCUGAUUUCUCGAUGCUGCGCUCACUCGGAUCUAAUACGUGUUUUCUGUUGAUGCUGGAAGUCAUUGUUUUUCAAAGGAACUCCUGUGGUUGCCAGCUCGAACCUCACACUGAAGUGCUUUGAAAGAAAGACGUAGAGAUCUUUACCUGCCUUCUCUUAUUCAUCUCAGCUUAGCCUGCAGAAGGAACCGGUUCAAGGCUAUGCCCAUGCCGGGUCUUUCAUGCACAGCACUGCUAAGUGUGCUCAAAGGUAGACUCAGCGAGAUAACGUUACAACAAACAGCACUACAGAUAUUGAGAUGAGUGCGAUGCAAGACUUUGCUCUCACAUAGUCACACAGAGUAUGUGCGCAUGUACACGGGUGCGCUUCACGCUGCUAGAAUGUGGUAGCUACCGGACCAAAACAGCAGAGAAGUUUAGCCUCACGCUUCAACGCUCUUAGUUGUUGUGGAAAUCGACCCACUGUGUUUACUUGCAUGCAACGUCAUCUCGCUGAGUUUACCUUUUAAGAUUCACAAUAGUCAUACCUCGUUUAUCUAAAAGGCUGACAUAGAAGGAAAUCAGUUUACUGGAAAUCCAUGAACAGGAUAUGAGCUGGGUGUGAAUUGUGUGAGUCAGAGCCUUCUAUUUUGAUACUUCUAAAUAAUAGGCUCAGUCUGGUGUGAUGACACAGGUGUACAGUGCCUUCGGAAAGUAUUCAGACCCCUUGACUUUUUCCACAUUUUGUUACGUUACAGCCUUAUUCUAAAAUGGAUUCAAUAGUUUUUUCCCUCAUCAAUCUACACACAAUAACCCAUAAUGACAAAGCAAAAACAGCUUUUUAGACAUUUUAGCAAAUGUAUUACAAGUCAAUAAAAACUAUCACAUUUACAUAUGUAUUCAGACCUUUUACUCGGUAAUAAUAAUAAUAAUAAUAUGCCAUUUAGCAGACGCUUUUAUCCAAAGCGACUUACAGUCAUGCGUGCAUACAUUUUUACGUAUGGGUGGUCCCGGGGAUCGAACCCACUACCUUGGCGUUACAAGCGCCAUGCUCUACCAGCUGAGCUACAGAGGACCACAAACAUUGUUGAAGCACCUUUGGCAGCGAUUACAGCCUCAAGUCUUGUUGGGUAUGACGCUACAAGCUUGGCACACCUGUGUUUAUGGGGUUUCUCCCAUUCUUCUCUGCAGAUCCUCUCAAGCUCUGUCAGGUUGGAUGGAGAGCGUCGCUGCACAGCUAUUUACAGGUCUCUCCAGAGAUAUUCGAUCAGGUUCAAGUCCAGGCUCUGGCUGUGCCACUCAAGGACAUUCAGACACUUGUCCCAAAGCCUCUGCUGCGUUGUCUUGGCUGUGUGCUUAGCGUCGUUGUCCUGUUGGAAGGUGAACCUUCAUCCCGGUCUGAGGUCCUGAGUGCUCUGGAGCAGGUGUUCAUCAAGGAUCAUUCUGUACUUUGCUCUGUUCAUCUUUGCCUCAAUCCUGACUAGUCUCCCAGUCCCUGCCGCUGAAAAACAUCCCCACAGCAUGAUGCUGCCACCACCAUGCUUCACUGUAGAUGUGACGCUUAGCAUUCAGGCCAAAGAGUUCAAUCUUGGUUUCAUCAAACCAGAAAAUCUUGUUUCUCAUGGUCUGAGAGUCCUUUAGGUGCCUUUUGGCAAACUCCAAGCGGGCUGUCAUGUGCCUUUUACUGAGGAGUGGCUUCCGUCUGGCCCCUACCAUAAAGGCCUGAUUUGGUGGAGUGCUGCAGAGAUGGUUGUCCUUCUGGAAGGUUCUCCCAUCUCCACAGAGGAACUCUGGAGCUCUGUCAGAGUGACCAUCGGCCCUUCUCCCCCGAUUGCUCAGUUUGGCCGGGCGGCCAGCUUUAGGAAGAGUCUUGGUGGUUCUAAACUUCUUCCAUUUAAGAAUGAUGGAGGCCUUCCCCAGAUCUGUGCCUCGACACAAUCCUGUCUCUGAGGUUUACGGAUAAUUCCUUUGACCUCAUGGCUUGGUUUUUGCUCUGACAUGCACUGUCGACUGUGGGACCUUAUAUAGACAGGUGUGUGCCUUUCCAAAUCAUGUCCAAUCAAUUGAAUUUACCACAGGUGGACUCCAAUCAAGUUGUAGAAACAUCUCAAGGAUGAUCAAUGGAAACAGGAUUCACCUGAGCUCAAUUUCGAGUCUCAUAGCAAACGGUCUGAAUACUUAUGUAAAUAAGGUAUUUCUGUUUUUUUAUUUUUAAUACAUUUGCCAAAAUUUCUAAGAACAACCUGUUUUCGCUUUGUCAUUGAGGUAUUGUGUGUAGAUUGAUGAGCAUUUUUCAAAUCCAUUUUAGAAUAAGGCUGUAACGUAACAAAAUGCGGAAAAAGUCAAGGUCUGAAUACUUUCCAAAUGCACUAAGUGCCAAACUGGCCUUAAUGCUGAAAGAGAAAGAGACACUUUCAGCAUUAUGGCCUGUUUGGCACUUAUACCUGCUACAGAGAGAGCAUUCACCACUGUGAAUAAUGUCCUCAAACUGUAUGGUGCAUUUUGAUCACAGUGAUUUAAUGUCGUUUCGGGAGGGGGCGGAUGUGAGAGGGUGAGGUGCAGUCCAGAUAGAUACUGAGAAAUAAACUCUAAAUCGAGCUGAUUGCUGCUUUUCCGGUCGUAGACAAAGAAGUUUGACAGCCCCGGCCCCAUUUGUCUCCCUGCGGUGGGAAUUCUGGUUCAAUGGCAGAGUCACUCACAUAUGCACUGUUCAAUCACUCUACACUCAGCAUUAGUAUGAGUUGUUCCCAGACACACAAACCCACACACUCUUUACAAUCUCAGCGCUGGCACAGUUAGAUGCACACCCGCUAAGACUCAGUCACCCUAUUUUUCCACCCUUGUCGAGCUGGCUGGCGACAUGCUGUACUGAUCAAUCUCUACUAUACACUGGGCUUUCAGUGGAACUGAGAUGGUAGUGAGGGGGGGGGGGGGGUUCUGUAAGCCUGAGCCACAGGCAGAAAAUUAGAGGCUGAAUGAUGUUUAUUUGUUUUUCGCUCUCUGUCUCUCUCUCUCUCUCCAUCCACAGCAGCUUUGUGUCAGCGGGUGAGGGUGGAGACGGAGGUGGAGGCGUACCCCACCGAGUCGGUCGACCUUCGCUGUCAGUUUGUCGAUGGAGGAAACACCAAGCUCACACAGGUAGCCAGAUAACACAUGAUGAGAGAGCCUGCUGUGCACGUCAGCCUUGACGCAGAGAAAGACAAAUAUUGCUCUCUGAUUUCCUUGAAAAGAAAGGACAGUACUGUAAAGAUGUUCUCUAGAGUUUUAAUGUAGCAACCGUUGUGGCCGAAAACAUUUCUGCAUUGAAAUUCUGUCAGUGUGGGUGCUCACCUUUUCUCUUAAUAUGCUAUUUCAUACCCCUGGAUCUGUGAAAUCUAUGUCCAUAGACUGCCAUCCUGCAACCCUCUAAGAUCUUGUCUAAUUUCUUGUCAUUCCUCUUGGAUACAGGUGUCGUGGAUAUGGGAGCCCACAGAAGGCCAGAGGGACAACAUUGCCGUCUUUCACCCCACAUACGGCGAGAGCUUCCCCGAAUCUCCCUUCACUGGACGUGUCCGCUUCAUCCAUGGCACGUUGACAAACCCCUCCAUUACCAUCACCAGCCUCAAGAUGGCCGACGCCGGGCGGUACACCUGCGAGUACGCCACCUACCCCAGCGGCAAUGAGCAAGGCACCACCAAUCUGGUCAUGCUUGGUGAGCAGCUGGUGUUUGUUUUCUGUCAGUCUGUGCCCUAAUUGCACUCGGCGAAGAGAGGGCUCCGGUGCUAUGACUAAUGGUGUCCUCAAAUGAAUGCGGUGUCACGAAACCCAUCAGUUCCAAUGCACCCACCUUGUUAAGCCGCCGCAUCGAUCGCCUCGCUUUUCAUGCUCGCCAGCUGAAUCACUGCUGCCUUUCUCUUGCACUCUAUCUUUGAUUAAACUCUGAGGGACCACACUUCCAGUAUAUGCACAACAACAAACUCACUCAUGCAGUCGCUCCCCAUCUCUCCUCUCUCUCUCAGCUAAACCCAAGAAUUCUGCAUCUCCCGUUAUCGUCCAAGCCAUCACCAGCGGCAAACCAGUGGUCGUGGCCCAGUGUGAGGCGGCUGACGGUAAGCCAGCGGCCACCAUCAACUGGAUGGGAGCGGUCGGUGGCACUGAAAACACCACCUCCAAAAAAGGGCCGGACGGCACGGUGACGGUGAGGAGCGAGUACCUCCUGGUGCCCACGCCCGAGGACAACGGCAAAGAGGUCACCUGCAUAAUCAGCCAGCGCACCCAGGACAAGCCCCAAACCUUCCCCAUGAAGCUGUCCGUCGAGUGUAAGCGUGAACUACUGGGUUUCGAACCCACGCCACACAAAUGUUAACCCUCUGAACCAAAGCCUAGGCAUUACUGAAAUAACUGUUUGAAUAACCGUCUUAUUCAACCAAGUGGGUAAAAAACACUUAUUUUAAAUAUAGGCAUUAGGUCUCAGGUCUCAGACAAGGUUGGGUUAUUCAUCACACAAGCAUGGUUCACAUCCUCCAUUUCAGAAGCAUGUUAGGGCUGCUGUGUUUGUUUUUACCUAGCGUGAGACAUCAGUCCCUAGUCAUAUCUCUGCAUUCCUCUGGCGGUAGUUUUCAGUCUCACUGAUGCUUUAUAGGUCAACUCUUGCUGUGAAAACCUCUGUGUCGAAGUCUCUUCCACUCCUGAACUCCAGUAGGUAAUCAGUGUCAUGAGGUACAGCUAGGAGAAGACAGAAGAGAGAUGAGAGGAUAGGAAGCGAGAGAGAGAGAGCGAGAAGAGAGGAGAGAGAGAGAGGAAAGAGAGAGGAUAUAUGAUACGAUCUCUCUCUCUCGUAUAGAUCUCUAUCUCUCUCUCUCUCUCUCUCUCUCUCUCUCUCUCUCUCUCUCUCUCUCUCUCUCUCUCUCUCUUUUCUCUCGCGCUCUCUCUCUCUCUCGCUCUCUCUCGCGCUCUCUCUCUCUCGCUCUCGCGCUCUCUCUCUCUCUGCCUCUCUCUCUCUCUGCCUCUCUCUCUCUCUGCCUCUCUCUGCCUCUCUCUCUCUCUGCCUCUCUCUCUCCUCUCUCUGCCUGUGUCUGUUUCUCUCUCUCUGUCUCUCUCUCUUUCGUACUUUUCCCCUUCUUUCUCAGAUCCCCCGACUGUGUCCAUAGUGGGCUAUGAUAACAACUGGUACAUCGGCCGGACCGACGCUGUCCUGACCUGCCAGGCCACUGGCAACCCUGCCCCCACCACCGUCACUUGGACAGUGUGAGUAUCCCUUCCCAUAGCUGUCCCAGACCUUUGGAGUAUCCCUCUCAUGACUGUCCCAGACGUACGGAGUAUCCUUCUUAUGACUGUCCCAGACUUUUGGAGUAUCCUUCCCCAUUGUGGUCUUAAUUCGCCCGAAGAAUUACUUUAGACAAUGUCUCCCCUGUCUAUCCCAGACAACAGAAGGAGUCAGUCAGGCAUAAACAAUCAAUUAACAAUUCCAACCUGAUCUGCUAGAGUACCAAUAUUGCCCGUCCUCUGGGGCCCAGCAGCUUGCUUUUAUCUCGUAAUGGGGAACACAAGCAUCUCUGCAGCAGUUAAAUGGAAAAGAAAACCAUAUUUAAUUUGUUUUUCUCUUCUUGUUGAUUAUCCACAUUGUCUUCGUUUCGUCUCGUGAUGAUAGACAGAUGGCGGUUAGAUGGACUGUUGUUGCAGCCGACAGCCUGCUCCUCCAGUUGAGGUUCUGAAUAUGGAACGGGAUUUGUGGAACAGGAACGGGUCAUAUGGCUGUGGUUCUUCCAAAUCGUUUGUCUCUCUCACUCCUGUUCCCCCUCUCCCUCCCACACACAGCAUGUCAGGUUCGAUGCCUGACACGGUGCAGAUCAACGCCAACAAGCUGAUCGUGCGGAAGGUGGAUGAGGCUGUGAACACCACCUUUGUCUGCGAGGUGAAGAACCGGCUGGGAGUGAGCAAGCACCAGGUCACCACAGCAGUCAUCGGUGAGUCAAACCCACUGAGAACGUGACGGCUGCCUGCCUACUCCAACUUAAUGAUACAUACACACACUGAUACACCAUUCCUGCCCACGAGCAUAUGUGCAAAACACACACAGACAUUUGUGGGGACACACACACUGGGAUCAGGGCUAAACUCCUGCAGGCUGAUAUUUUUCCAUCAUUUACUCUGUCAGAGACUAACGUUCUCUCACAGCUUACUCUCAGUCAUCUGCUGGGCAGGUUUGGGUUGUAGGGGUUCUGAGAAGGGUUAUUUUAUUAAUGCGGGAAAUCAGUUGGUGUGAGCCAGUUUUCCGGGUUUUCUUUUCUCCUCACUAACAUCCUCAGUGUAGGUCUAUCGCUUCUUUCCCCCCUUCGAAUAAGAGUCCGCUCUUCCUCUGCAUGCACUUUCUCCUCUCUUUGCUCCCAUGCUUUCACACAUUGAUCCAAUAAACACAGAACAGCCUUAUGUUGGCUAGCUUUGACUUGGGCGUCAGUUGUGCUUUGUAGGAUGUCAGCUAUGCUGUGUUACAUUGUGGAUUCUGCCUGGUCAAAAUGGGUGCCGCCUUUCGAUCAGUUGAACAACGCAAAAGCUACAUUUAGAAUCCGUGGGAAUCCUUUUAGAGAUUUUGAAUUGUCUCCCUUUGAGAACAAAGGUGCUUUGUAGGCGCACACUGCUGAAACGUGUGGGAGGUGGGGAAGAAGUAAGCCUCUGGUGCUCUAGCUAGCAGCGUUGCCUUGUGACUACAGUAUCAGGGCUGGCUGGCACUCCCACCAGCCCCGCAACUUUGCAAGUACCUGAGAAAAAACCUGGUCCAACCUCCAUUGACUUUGUCCUUGGCUUUGAACAGUGUUUCAUCCCAUAACAGUAUGAGUUUUGUGUGCAGAAACACAUUUGAAAGGAAGCAACUGAAAUGAAACCACUUUGUAGCACAAACACAAUCCGUUACCUUCAUUUUCACUUGUGAAUCCUUUUAAAAGCUCUCUCUGUUCCCUUUAACUUCAGAUGAAAGCGCUGAGAUAUUUAUCUGGGGGUGGCUUUUAAAACACCCCUUUAAGGUUGGGAUUGUAACAAGGGUGGAGAGCACAAAGUAGGAGAUUAUGUCCUUUCUCUUAAAGAGGAGCGUUCGGUCACGUGACCCAUGGUCUCGGAGUAAAAGAAAGAACAGAGUUCUGCUGACGAAAGGAAAAAGCCCCACUCUCGCUCGACACUUGCUCAGCGGGCACGUGCCAGAGACGGCGCGUUAGUGUCGACAAGGCGCCAGCUGGAUCUGGAUCUGGAUCUGUCCAUGUAGGCAGAGAUCUAGAAAGGGUAAAACAGUAACAGAAAAGUCCAUAGAACUCUGAGAUGACUCCUGCUAGAAUUUCAACAGCCUGGCAGGGUGUCGCGACCCCUUGUCUCUCCAGUGCCCCCCUCCUUAGUGGGCGGUUCCAGCUGGCUCGGUGCAUAGCGUUAUUGUCACUGUUCACUGGAACGCUUCUGAAUUGACCAGCAGAACACAUGCGCACAUACACACACCACUUCCUCAGGCAAGCCAUCCACUGGACCCACACACACACAAGCCUCCUCAGGGACAGAAUAAUAAACUAAUCUAGCCGAGAAGAAAUACUGGCACUGAAAUGUCUGCUGACAUAAACCCGGGGCUAGUACCCUACUGUAUUGUAGCAUUAGUUCCCGGGGGUGUCCUCCUCAGGGAUGGACUGGCUGGAGGCCACUGGAAGUUAAUCUUGAAUGAAUUGUCAUAUCUCGAUUAAUCCAUCUUGAUUGAGCAGAUUUUGUUUCCCGCCUCAGUUGUGUCCAUGUUAAGGGGGUGUUGUUAGAAUUGCCAGACUGUGAGGUUUCAUCUCUGUGAGGGAGAUAAGGAGAGAGGCAGGCACCUGGCCAUGGUGGCUUAUCAGAGACUGCCCCGUGGUGCCCAGAGAGAGGCUAAACCUGCCCCAUGGAGAGCCUGGCGGGAAGGUACAAAUAAACAAGUUAGAGAAUAUCUACCAUGAACAUCUGCCCAUUUGCCUCCAAUGAUACUAGAUGUACUGGAUGUAGUUUGCAGAGCUAGUCCAAUGUGACCCAGUAACCUUGCCCAAGGCCUGAAGAGGCGUGUUACAAAGAACUAACACCAAAGAACUAGCAAAAUUGACAAACCUCGGACAUUAGCACCACCAGACUGGGUUAGCUUGCAGAGCUUAAAUGGAUAGUGUGAGAUUUUGGCGAUUCGAGGAAAAGCCCUUUUUCUACCUACCCAGAGUCAGAUGAUCUCAUGGAUGCCAUUUUUAUAUCUCUAAUUGGCGUUAGCGCAAUGACUAGAAGUCUACCAGAACAGCUAGCAUGCUCAUCAAGUUCAUAUGACUCUUGAUAUGUAGAAAAAAGGCUUAGUUGCCAAAAUCUCAUACUAUCCCUUUAACAUCUGCAAGCUAACCCAGUCUGCUGGAGUGCUGAUAACCAAGGUUGAUCAAUUAAAUAUAUAUAUUUAAAAAAAUAUCGAACCUCUUUGCCAAAACACAAAGAAUGAUUGAUCGAAACCUGAGGCAAGGAGUAUCUGACUGAGAAUCUGAGUAUAUAUCUCCUAAAUAUUUCAGAUAGAAAUGUGUGUGGUUCAAUGCAUUACUUACUAGUGAGGAAGACUUUGUUUGAAUUUCAUUCAAAUGUCAAUAACCACCUUCCCUGAACUGGGCCCACGUUUUCAAUUGGACUCUGGUGGUCAGGUUCUCCACAAACGCUACAUGCAGUAGCAGCCUGACUGUCUCAGGAGAGACCCCCCCCCCAAUUCCAAUCCCGCUCUGCCUCAGCCAUUUGACGUCGAAGAGCGACAGAACGAUACGCCUGAUUUGGCAUUCCACUGCCAGGCGUCUAACAGACCCAAGCAAAGGGCAAUGAUUGCCUUGCCUGUGAGCGGCCGCAUUUCAAUUUGAAUGAUAAAGUCUAAAUCCGAACGCUUUGCCAUUGCAUUAACCGCUCAUACCCUGCCAUUUUGUGCCUGGCGCUUUGUCAUUUUCCUCAUUUUCCCAGGCUUGUAAAUGCAACUGCCCUCUGGCCUGACCCAGCAGAAACAAGCUCCCCUGUCUGCAUAGCCUCAGGCUGGAGGAGCAUAGCUCUGUAAUCCUCCAGGGUCAUGAAGCUACCUUUCAAUUAGCCAGAGGGUUAGCUCUAUGGCACAUCAGGUCAGAUGACUAUCUGUCAAAAUAAUCCCCCAUCAUUAAUCAAUGGGAAGCCAAUGGAAGACAGAGUACCCUAAAUCCUUCAGGACUAGUACUGGGAUCGCUUUUCCCCCUCUACCCCAGCUUUGGGGCCUCCUCACUCUGUUCUGGAAGAAUGAAGCUGGAACCACACACUUCUUUCUCUCUCUCCUUCUGUCUCUCUCUCUCUCUCUCUCUCCCCCUCUUCAGCUUCCCCCCAUGAAUGACUCACGGAAACGCAGAUUACCUCAUUUUGAGGCAGAUUGCUACAUUGCUAUUAACUGUGUGUCGGUUUGUUGAUCUCUAUCAACAGCCGAGGUCUGGAUUCAAUCAUAGCAGCAGAUUUGUCCAACUUAGAAUUGGUCUCAAAACAAAUGUGCCUGUGUAUAAUGCAGUCUUAGUACAGUAGUCACAGAACUGAUUGAGAAUCAGAGUCCUUUAUCUAAAAAUAGAGAGACGUUCAUGUUAUGAUUUUUUUUAGUCUUAAGACAAGCAUGCGCUAACAAAUGUGUAUAUUAUGUGUGCUCUGUAGAAUUGGAGUCUAAAUAAGCUUUAAGCUAAAUCCAUCAGAUGUGUUUAGACGGUAACCCCAUAAUAUUUGAUGGACUGCUCAAUGUUUAUAUAAUCCAUUAUGCAGAAUAUGCACAUUAACAGGGUGUUUAGCCUUUGCAGCUAUCAAAUGCAGUGUUUCUAGAAACAUACCACCAGACACACACUGAGAAUCAAUACCCAAUCCAGAUUCACCCAUCUCUGCUUACAGCAUGUCUUUUGUUUUUACGAUCAUGUGAUGCAGUCAUUUCUUUUCAGUAACUCCUAGCCGAGGCUCAUUUCCUCUGAGCUUACAUUCUUGAGGUGGUGUGUCAGAGUGGGAGUCGAGCACUCGGAGCUACACUAGUUCACCCCUCCUUGUUGUGUGUAUCGACAUAUCCUGAAAGCAGGCAGCAAGUCCACUUAAGAGUACAUGCCGACUGGGUGAAUACAGUGUUACUGCUGCAUAUAGAGACUGCAGCUGGGAAGAAGGUGGUGGUGAAUGAGGAAUCAGAGUGACUAAGGGUGGGGAUGUCACUGAGGUUGGGGAGGGGAAUACCUCCUAGCGUUCCUCACCUCUGUAGGGGAGCAAGGGUGCAGCUCAAUUCAGAGAAGAGACAGCUGUGUGUGAGAGAGGGAAUUAAAGAGAGACAGCACAGUGUGUGUGUGAGCGAGGCAGAGACUGCUGUGUGUGUGUGUGUGUGUGAGAGAGAGAGAGAGAGAAUUAAAGCGAGACAGCACAUUGUGUGUGUGAGCGAGGCAGAGACUGCUGUGUGUGUGUGCGCGUGCGGAGUGUACUACUGAAAGGAGAUGUACAGUGGGGAAAAAAAGUAUUUAGUCAGCCACCAAUUGUGCAAGUUCUCCCACUUAAAAAGAUGAGAGAGGCCUGUAAUUUUCAUCAUAGGUACACGUCAACUAUGACAGACAAAUUGAGAAUUUUUUUCUCCAGAAAAUCACAUUGUAGGAUUUUUAAUGAAUUUAUUUGCAAAUUAUGGUGGAAAAUAAGUAUUUGGUCACCUACAAACAAGCAAGAUAUCUGGCUCUCACAGACCUGUAACUUCUUCUUUAAGAGGCUCCUCUGUCCUGCACUCGUUACCUGUAUUAAUGGCACCUGUUUGAACUUGUUAUCAGUAUAAAAGACACCUGUCCACAACCUCAAACAGUCACACUCCAAACUCCACUAUGGCCAAGACCAAAGAGCUGUCAAAGGACACCAGAAACAAAAUUGUAGACCUGCACCAGGCUGGGAAGACUGAAUCUGCAAUAGGUAAGCAGCUUGGUUUGAAGAAAUCAACUGUGGGAGCAAUUAUUAGGAAAUGGAAGACAUACAAGACCACUGAUAAUCUCCCUCGAUCUGGGGCUCCACGCAAGAUCUCACCCCGUGGGGUCAAAAUGAUCACAAGAACGGUGAGCAAAAAUCCCAGAACCACACGGGGGGACCUAGUGAAUGACCUGCAGAGAGCUGGGACCAAAGUAACAAAGCCUACCAUCAGUAACACACUACGCCGCCAGGGACUCAAAUCCUGCAGUGCCAGACGUGUCCCCCUGCUUAAGCCAGUACAUGUCCAGGCCCGUCUGAAGUUUGCUAGAGUGCAUUUGGAUGAUCCAGAAGAGGAUUGGGAGAAUGUCAUAUGGUCAGAUGAAACCAAAAUAUAACUUUUUGGUAAAAACUCAACUCGUCGUGUUUGGAGGACAAAGAAUGCUGAGUUGCAUCCAAAGAACACCAUACCUACUGUGAAGCAUGGGGGUGGAAACAUCAUGCUUUGGGGCUGUUUUUCUGCAAAGGUACCAGGACGACUGAUCCGUGUAAAGGAAAGAAUGAAUGGGGCCAUGUAUCGUGAGAUUUUGAGUGAAAACCUCCUUCCAUCAGCAAGGGCAUUGAAGAUGAAACGUGGCUGGGUCUUUCAGCAUGACAAUGAUCUCAAACACACCGCCCGGGCAACGAAGGAGUAGCUUCGUAAGAAGCAUUUCAAGGUCCUGGAGUGGCCUAGCCAGUCUCCAGAUCUCAACCCCAUAGAAAAUCUUUGGAGGGAGUUGAAAGUCUGUUGCCCAGCGACAGCCCCAAAACAUCACUGCUCUAGAGGAGAUCUGCAUGGAGGAAUGGGCCAAAAUACCAGCAACAGUGUGUGAAAACCUUGUGAAGACUUACAGAAAACGUUUGACCUGUGUCAUUGCCAACAAAGGGUAUAUAACAAAGUAUUGAGAAACUUUUGUUAUUGACCAAAUACUUAUUUUCCACCAUAAUUUGCAAAUAAAUUCAUAAAAAAUCCUACAAUGUGAUUUUCUGGAAUUGUAUUUCUCAUUUUGUCUGUCAUAGUUGACGUGUACCUAUGAUUAAAAUUACAGGCCUCUCUCAUCUUUUUAAGUGGGAGUACUUGCACAAUUGGUGGCUGACUAAAUACUUUUUUCCCCCACUGUAAAGGAAGGUUCCAGGUGAAACGAGUGUGAAGUGGUGGCUGUUAUUCAGUAAGGCAUCUUUUCUCUGCUUUAGUUUCAGCACAUCUGCCCAGCGUUCUAAGAAAUAAAUAAUUUAGAAACUUCUCAAUAUCCGAAGAGAGAGGGGGAUUCAAUUGGCUGUAGACUAAAAUGGAGGAGUAAAAAUACAUUUUGCGUGUGAGAGAUUUUGUGUCCGCUUCCAUAUGGCUGAAAAGAAAGGGAGGGAAUUGUGGUGAUUGAGGAAAUACCUCGCUCGCUUCCAACUAGACUACAAGAAUGUGAAAUGAUUGAGAUGGUUAUGGAAACACAGGAGACUUUCAGGGAAGGGGAGGAGGGAGGGUUGGGGUCGAUGGGACUGGAGAUUUGAUGUGAAUGUGCAUGCGUAGGUUGAGAAGGUGCUCUGACCCCCAUUGAUAGAGUUCACACUGUACAGCACUGGCAGCACAACGCGGUACAUUCCCUCUUCCCACAUUAUCUGGAGGGAUUUUAAUAGACAAGAGUUAAGUGCACCAAGAGUGCGUCAACCUUAGGUUGUUAUAGGAUAUUUACAGUUCUAUGUAUAUGGGUACUUUACCUGUACUGUACAGCAAGAACCUGAAAUCGUACUCAUCAUUAUUUUCAACAUCAUCCCAGAUCCAUGUUAUUUUCCCUGCCUCUUUCCUGUUCGGAGAAUCUCUUUUCCUGUUUGCUAAUUUGUGAUUCUCCGAAACAGGAAGAGAUGGUUCAGGUCGGAUCUGCUGUUGUGCUCCUUCCCCUAAUCUCUCUGACAUGACAGUAAUAUAGGCGGUGAUAUAAGCUCGCUGUGAUCAUUUUGACAUUUAUUACCCCUUGCUGGUUGAUUUAGUCCUGGCUCCCAACUACCCCUGUCCUAGUUCUCCCUGUGCCGUGGCUUUGACGUUUUCACCUCCCCAUACCCAGAUUUAGAUCUAGACAUUAAGGCCUUGCAUCUCCCAAGCCCUCUGUCUUGGCAGGGCAUUCCAAGCUGCCCUGUAUGAGGUCGGGGUUUGGAAUGGAUCAAACUGUAGGUGGGCUUUGGCCUCUUAUAGCCUCAUGUGGCUCUGAGUUGAGUUCCUCCAUUGGACUGGUUCCUGGUUUAUAGUGGGGGAGCGCUCAUAGCCCAGGGUUAAACUAACUGACCCAUUAGGUGCGAGGGGGGGGGCAGAGCAGUAUGUCGAUGUGUUCCAAUUCCAUCAUGCAUGACCACAGUGAUAGUCUUUACCACUUCUGUAGUCCCCUUUCACUUCCAUUUUCCUAUCGCUGUCCCUGUUUCUCUCUCUCUCUCUCUCUCUCGUCUCUGCGUUGUUGUGCCCGAUGUACGCCUCGGUCAAAAUAUCAGACCCGGGAUUCGUCACAUCGUGUGUCACAAAAUGUGUUCCUCAUUUUUGUUUCUCUACUGAAACAAGAGUGGACCGGCUCAAACUUGGCUCACACCAACCGUACUGUAUAAAUGGGCAACAGGGGGCUGCAAAAAAACUGCAACUAAAGGGGAGGAAUCAAUCCCAGUCAAAUCGCAACAACACUGAUCGAGACACCACCACCUCACUGACAGCAUCUCACCAGGAGAGCACCAGAACAACAGUACUACUCCUACGGAAAGAGGCCCAUUAAAAACCGACCAACCCCCCUACCCUUUCCUCCCCCAAUUUUUUUGUAUUUUCCUCUACCUUUUGCUCCCCUCCUCCCCCCCUCUGCAGAGGCCAUAGUGGACCCGUCCAACGCGGGCGUGUUGGCGGGGGCUAUCAUCGGCAGCCUGCUGGCUUUACUGCUGGUCAGCGCGCUGAUUGCUGUCCUGGUGACCCGCAGUCGCCGGCAACGGCGUGGUUACCCCAGCAACGGAGAGCCAGGCGCCUACGGGAACAAAGCCCGCCUCUUCGGUGGAGCUGGCAACAAGAAUGGAGGCACUGGGGCCAACAUCAACGGGCCCAUCUAUACGUACCGCGAGAGCGACCCUGGAGCGCUGGCUGAGAAGGUCAACGACUUCCACCACCACGGCCCGCCAGGCUCCACCCCCACCGCCCACGACAUCCUGCUGAGCAGCGAAAUGGAUGAGGCGGAGCGCAGGAAGUUCGACGCACUUGACGACAGCCUGGAGGUGGAAGAGGAGCGCUACGACAGCUUCAGCGUCGGCAUGGCGCCAGCCUAUCACAUCCACCGGCACGACGAGGAGAUGGGAGGGGUCAGCAUGUACCUGGACGACGACAUGGAGUCACAGCGGGACGGGUCGGUCAUCUCCCGGACUGCCAUCUACGUCUAG